Erythranthe guttata (spotted monkey flower) is the source of this 1154-nucleotide messenger RNA. NCBI's taxonomy places the organism in Eukaryota, Viridiplantae, Streptophyta, Magnoliopsida, Lamiales, Phrymaceae. The record is from RefSeq and is a predicted model, not a curated record.
UCCUCCAAAAAGGCUGAAGAUUGAAGAUGUUGUCUUCUACUCAGAUACUGACAAAUACUUGGUAACAGAAUGCAGAGGAUAGAUUUCGGUCGAAUAUCGCAUCCUCUGUAUUUAUAUAUACUUGUAGAUGAUAAUAACCAUUGACACAUUUAAGCCCUCAGUUACAUAUUUAUCCAAAAAAUAAAAAACUAUGGCAACGAGUGAUGAAGCAAAAGAAACAUGUUUCUACCAGCAGUGGAUGGCCCUUCAAGAACACGAGCUCUCCGAACUCAACCGAGCCAUCACUCUCAAUGCAAACGGGUCCACCUCCGAUUUCGAACUCACCCAACUGAUUGACCGAAUCUUGACCAAUUUCAAGAAUUACGUAAAAAUGCGAAGGGUCAUGGCCAAGGAGGAUGUUUCCCCCUACAUGGCACCCACAUGGUGCACCACGCUCGAAAGAUCAGUGUUAUGGAUCGGAGGGUGCAGGCCGUCUUCGUAUAUCCGACUAAUCUACGCUCUCUGUGGAAUGCUGACCGAGUCAAACCUCACCGAGUUUCUCAACGGCUCAAAUACGGUGAAUUUGGGGGAGCUCUCGGGUGCUCAGAUGUCAAUGGUGGACGAGUUGCAGAAAAAGACGAUCGCAGAAGAGAGGCGGAUUUCGACGAGGAUGGCCGGCUUGCAGGAGGAUGUUUUGGACGAUCCACUGGCGGUGAUUGCGGUGGGAUCCGAGGGCGGCAGCUGCGGGUCUAGCGGCACGGUGGAGGAGGCGCUGACGGAGCAUGGCGGUGCGAUGGCGGCGACUUUGGAGGCGGCUGAUCAGUUGAGGAUGGACACGUUGGUGGAGGUGAUAAGGAUACUUACGCCGUCUCAGGGGGUGAGUUAUCUGGCGGCGGGGAAGAAGCUUCAGCUCUGCAUGCAGAAGUGGGGGAGGAAGAAAGAUUCUGAACAUGGGAGAAACUAGAUAGUUCCAGCUUAUAUGUAUCAGUAAUUUUAUUUAUGUUUCUGAGUAGUCUUUUUAUGUGUGUACUGGUUUUCAUGUUUUUAAUUGGCAUUACCUCUUAAUAAAUUGAAAUUUGAGUUAUUCUCCAACUAAUAUUAUUGCCCAAGAAUUGAAAUAAAAUAAUAAAAUGUUAAAAGUUAGAUGUCACAAAUCCUAAAAGUAGUGGUACAUA